Molecule: messenger RNA, 945 nt
Organism: Notolabrus celidotus (New Zealand spotty)
Lineage: Eukaryota; Metazoa; Chordata; Actinopteri; Labriformes; Labridae
Product: putative gustatory receptor clone PTE01
Exons: 1
Coding region: 1-945 (314 amino acids)
Biological process (GO): G protein-coupled receptor signaling pathway
Cellular component (GO): membrane
Molecular function (GO): olfactory receptor activity; G protein-coupled receptor activity
Source: RefSeq, a predicted model, not a curated record
AUGUCCACAAAUGCAUCUUCUGUAGUGUUACUCACACUGGAAUCACUGGGUUUAUCUAAUGUAUCUAUGUAUCCUGCUUUUCUGCUUGGGACUUUAACAUACCUGUUUAUUAUGUUAUGUAACUUGUUGGUAUUAUUGGCUAUAGUUCAUAGUAAAAAGCUUCAGAAGCCCAUGUUUAUCCUGCUCCUUAACCUGCCCAUCAGUGACAUGGUGGGUGCUACAGCGUUCUUCCCUCAUAUUAUGCUCAGCAUCGUGACACAGAACAGACUCAUCUCACACCCUGCAUGUGUCAUACAGGCUUUCCUCAUUCAUGUGUACGGUACAGGGAACUUAUUAAUCCUGACUGCCAUGGCUUAUGACAGAUACAUCGCUAUAUGUUGUCCUUUAAGGUAUAACACCAUCAUGAGUCCAAAUAACCUGAUCAAAAUCCUUGUAAUAAUUUGGUUACUUAAUCUGUCAUUGAUGGGCACACUCAUUGCAAUGCUCUCACGCUUUAAACUCUGCAGGACUCAUAUUGUAGAUUUGUACUGUAACAACCCGUCUCUCUUAAAGCUGGUCUGUGGGGACACCAGAGUAAACAACUACUUUGGAUUAUUCACCAUAGCCAUAAUCCAAGGCGGGCCACUAGUGGUAAUAUUGUACACUUAUGGACAGAUUCUGCGUACAUGUGUUAUGAACAGUCAACCUGACGCCAGGAGGAAAGCCAUUCAGACAUGUGGCACGCAUUUAGUGGUUUGUUUAAUCCUAGAAAUCAAUACUUUCGUGACUCUCAUUGCUCACCGCAUCGAUAGUGUGUCACCUUUCAUGAGAAGGGCUCUCGGUGUGUCAGUUUUAGUUUUUCCCCCAUUUUUCGACCCGAUUAUUUACGGACUGAAAACAGCAGAACUCAAAGAGAGCAUUAAAAUGCUCCUAAGAAGAAACAUAGGAGCAACAAAGCCUUUUUAG